UUCUCUUGCCUCCACCUCCUAAGGGCUAGGAUUACCGGGGGUGCCAUUGUGCCUGGCUCUGUCCAGUAGUUUUGUAUUGUGGAUUCUGACAAGAUUAUCAUGAACUCCCUUUUCAUCUUUGAGGACUGAGUUAUAAUAUAAAUCUCAAGAUGCAGGUAGAGUCAUUGACCUCCUUUGAGGAAAACAGUCUCGUCCCUGGCCCUGGAACAUCAGCUAUCCUACCCAGGAAACCCAAAGGGAAUCAGAAAGGUAGAACCAGACUCUGCUAGAAACCAUGUUUGCCUGCCAUAUGGAGAAGGGAAAUGGAAAAAGAAAAAGAAAUGGAAUGAUUUUUCUAGAAGACGAUCUACUGGAUGGUAAGUCAGUUCAAUCAAGGAGAAGACACUAAGACAUCCCGAAAACAAGUAACUGAAAGCAGACAAAGACCAGGAAAGAAAGAGGCUUCAACGUUUAACGGCAACCGGCAACCGCAGACAGCAGUCAGGUUCGGGUACCAACUCUACCGAGGACGACCUUGACGUAUUCAUUUCCUGACAGAGCCUGGCCAGGUUGCAAGUAGAACUGAAAUCCUGCCCACGUCCUUCCUUCCCAGCUGUGUGCCUGAGCUAUCUCGGAGGCUUCACAGGCCGGGGGAGAGACAGCAUCAUAUCUAAAUUGAAGCCUUGGUGUUAGGCUCCCAGGAAGUGGAGAAGCGUAGAGCCUGAUGUUUGUUACACUGUGUCAGCUUCCCAUCACAGCAGCAAGUAUCUGAGACAACGACUCAGGAACAGGAAAGUUUUAUUGUGGCUUGAGGUUUCUGUUGUUUUAGACCGUUAGCUUCGGAGCUUUUGAACCUGCGGUGAGGCAGCUCAUCGUGGUAGGAGUGCCUGGCCAAGGAAGCUGUGUUCAUCACCACCUGGUGACCAGAAAUAAGAGACAAAGUGGAAAAAAAAUGGAAGUUUUACACCUCAUCUCCACAGAGGGAACACAGACCCAAGGGAGAAUUGCCAGAUCAUCUCCAGCAAUUCUAGUUAAAUCGGAAUUUCAGAUCACAGUGAACACUUCUUUUUUAAACGCUGGAGCAGAGACUGUCAAUCCCAGGCAGAGCCAGGCAGACAAGGCUUCACUUGUAAAGAACCUCCCUCCAGCACCCCCUCCCUUCUCCUUUGCCCAGACUACCCCAGUGAGCUGGAGCCUUGAAGAAGAGUCUCCUGCCCAUAACACUGAAAAGAAAGAAAAAGGGACAAGAGCCAUGAUGAAAUCUGUGGUACUUGUCACCCUGGGGCUAACUUUGCUGUUAGGAACACAAGCCAUGCCUUCAAGUCGCCUCUCCUGCUACAGAAAGUUGCUAAAGGAUCGUAACUGUCACAACCUUCCGGAGGGCAGAGCCGACCUGAAGCUGAUCGACACAAGUGUCCAGCAUCAUUUCUGGGAUGGGAAGGGAUGUGAGAUGAUCUGCUACUGCAACUUCAGCGAGCUGCUCUGCUGCCCAAAAGAUGUCUUCUUUGGACCAAAGAUCUCUUUUGUGAUCCCCUGCAACAAUCACUGAGAAUCUGCAUGCACUCUGGAGAAGAUGGUCCUGAAGUCCUACACGGUCCUGAAGUCCUCCACGGUCCCCAAUUUCCCACAAACUCUAUCAGUACAGCAACAUUUCUGAUUUCCAUCCAAGUGUAUCCAAAUCCCGCAUAGAUUCUAUAAAGUCAUACUUGCUAAUGUAAACUUGGGCUAAAGUGGUAAUAAAAGAUGUUUCCAUUGGCUUGUCUCUGUGGACACUGUUAGUACGGCUUAAACUGUUUGGCUAGAGUUUUACAUAGGAGCUCACUAUAUUCAGUAAGAGUCCUGUCCCUUAAUGAAGAGCCACAAUCCUGAUUCACAGACCAAAAACUUCAGCAGUUGGUUGUCAGUUUUGAUGAGGCAAAUUGAACAGAGAACCAGGUAAUAACCAGAACUUUCUGGACAGGAAGCUACACAUUUUCUAUUAAGAAAGAAAAGAACCCAUCCUUAGGUAUUAUUACAUGUGACACAUUUUUAAGCACAUUUUAAUUUUCCUGUUUUGAAAAACAAAAAACUUAAAGGUAAUAUUCUUCACUCCAUUUCUCCAACUCAAGUUUAAGAUAUACAAGUCAGAACAGAAUCUGAACAUCAUUCAAAUACCAAGUUGUAUCCCUAAGACCACAAUACAUAUGCCUGAAGUAUCAAUUUUCUUUAAGAAUAAAAAAAUGCACCUUAAAAGACACAGACAGUGUUGGGGACAUAGCUCCAUUGACAGAUGCCUGACUGGCACACAGAGCCCUGGGUUCAAACCCCAGCACGAUACAAAGUGAAUAUAAUGGCACAUGCCUUCAAUCUGGGUAGGGGGAGGUAGAAUGAUCAGAUGUUCAGGGACAUCAUCAGCUACAUAGUAACUCAAGGUUAGGAUACAUGAGAUCUUAUUGAAGAGAGAAAAAGAAAAAGACAUUUUCAAAUUAUGAGGAAACAACUUUAGGUCAUAAGCUUAUAUUUUAAAAUAUAAUUGUUGACUCAUAGAAACUUCCAUUAUAUAAAAAAAUACUACAUUCUGGUUAGGUGCUAACCAUUAUUAAGGUUCUUGGGGUAUUAGUAAUGAAUAAGACGUAUCUUCUCAGAACAUGUGCUCUAACAGAGCAGUCAUCAUAAUGAAGUUAUUUAUAAACAUGAUGCCUGCCCUAGAGAAAUGGAGGACAUUGUACAAAGGAUUGUGGGGGAAAGUUUGAGACACACUGUAUCUCUGUUUUUAAUUCUCUCAUAUAUUACAUCCUGACCACAGUUUCUUCCCCUUCCUCUCCUCCCAAUCCCUCCACUUCUCUCCCUUCCCCAUCCACUCCUAUUUCACCUCAGAAAAGGGAUUUCAACAAAACGCGGCAAAUCAAGAUAUAAUAAGAUUGGGUACCUCCCCUCAUUAUUAAGGCUGGACAAGUCAACCCGAUAGGAGAAAAAGAGUCCCCAAAGCAGGCAAAAGGGUCAGAGACAGCCCCUACUCCCACUGUUAGGAGUACCACAGGAGAGACACACUGUAUCUUAAGGCAGUCUAAGAGAUACUAUCUUGAGACAAAACAGUAACACUACUCAUUGACAUACAACCUCAAAGGUCCUAUUUCUGAAGACCCAACCAGAAAAUAGUGUUACUACUGGACUGAGCCAAACAAUUUUGGGGUAAUCAUAAUUCUGAUCCUCUUAAGAGUCUUGACAUAAUACCUGUCAGAACAUGUUUGUAAAUAACCAUGACAUCAUUAAAAAUAUGGAGAAAUCCAACUGUAAAGGAAAUUAAUAAAUCAGUCAUCUAAAAA
Messenger RNA from Mastomys coucha (southern multimammate mouse), 3284 nucleotides. RefSeq names its product stimulator of chondrogenesis 1 (gene Scrg1). The record is from RefSeq and is a predicted model, not a curated record. NCBI's taxonomy places the organism in Eukaryota, Metazoa, Chordata, Mammalia, Rodentia, Muridae. Bases 932 to 1528 code for a protein of 198 amino acids. The transcript is spliced from 4 exons.